This is a messenger RNA of Choloepus didactylus (southern two-toed sloth), 3742 nucleotides long. RefSeq names its product seizure related 6 homolog like 2 (gene SEZ6L2). Lineage: Eukaryota; Metazoa; Chordata; Mammalia; Pilosa; Megalonychidae. Gene Ontology annotation, cellular component: endoplasmic reticulum; neuronal cell body. The coding region runs from base 422 to 3193 and encodes 923 amino acids. The transcript has 18 exons. Gene Ontology annotation, biological process: synapse maturation. The record is from RefSeq and is a predicted model, not a curated record.
GCCCAGUAGGUACCGUCCCGAUCCCGACCCCACCCCAGGCCCUCGGAAGCCACCUUUCUCCUCCCGACUCCUCCAGCUCGGGAUCCAGCCAGCCCGGUGGACCCAGGCUCCCGAGCAAGAGGGUAACCCAGGCGACCCGGCCCUUUCGGCCUUCUCAGCCCCACCCCCUGCAGCCGGAGCCGCGCCCCCUCUCCCACGGAUCGGGGAGCAAAGGACGGAGGAGACUGGGCAGAGGGGGGAAUCCAGGCGCCCCCCAGCCCAACCCUGCCCUUCAUCACAAGGGGCACAGAGAUUGCCUUCUUUUGCCGACCCCUAGCAGGAGGGGUUGGGGAUUAAAGGGAAAGAUAGAAGGAGACGGAGGAAAGGUGGCAGCUAGAUUAUUUAGGAGAAGCCCCGAGGAGAGAGAUCGGGGUGAUUCGCCAUGGGGACCCCCAGGGCCCAGCACCCGUCGCCUCCCAAGCUGCUGUUCCUAAUUCUGCUGAGCUGUCCCUGGAUUCAGGGUCUGCCCCUGAAGGAGGAAGAGGCCCUGCCAGAGCCUGGAAGCGAGACCCCCACAGUGUCCUCCGAGGCCCUAGCCGAGCUGAUCCAUGGGGCCCUGCUAAGGAGGGGCCCUGAGAUGGGCUUCCUGCCAGGAUCUGAUCCAGACCCCACACUAGCCACCCCUCCAGCCGGCCAGACUCUUGCAGCACCCUCUCUGCCAUGGGCCACUGAGCCAGGGACAGGGCCUCUGACAACAGCUGUGACCCCUAAAGGGGUCAGAGGGGCUGGCCCCACUGCACCGGAACUGCUGACCCCACCCCCAGGAACUACAGCUCCGCCCCUUCCUGGGCCAGCCUCCCCAGGCCCGCCCCUCAGUCCCGAGGGAGGGGAGGAGGAGACAACGACAACCAUCAUCACCACGACCACAGUCACCACCACAGUGACCAGCCCAGUUCUGUGUAACAACAACAUCUCUGAGGGUGAAGGGUAUGUGGAGUCUCCAGAUUUGGGGAGCACUACCAGCCGUACCUUGGGACUCCUAGACUGCACUUACAGCAUCCACGUCUACCCUGGCUACGGCAUUGAGAUCCAGGUGCAGACACUGAACCUGUCUCGGGAGGAGGAACUGCUGGUGCUGGCUGGCGGGGGGUCCCCAGGCCUGGCCCCCAGACUCUUGGCCAACUCCUCCAUGCUCGGAGAAGGACAGGUCCUUCGGAGCCCAACCAACCGGCUGCUCCUGCACUUCCAGAGCCCACGGGCCCCACGGGGCAGUGGCUUCAGGAUCCACUAUCAGGCCUACCUCCUGAGCUGCGGCUUCCCUCCCCGGCCGGCCCAUGGCGAUGUGAGCGUGACAGACCUGCACCCCGGGGGUGCUGCCACCUUCCACUGCAACUCGGGCUAUCAGCUGCAGGGCGAGGAGACCCUCGUCUGCCUCAAUGGCACCCGGCCAGCCUGGAGCAGUGAACCCCCCACCUGCAUAGCGUCCUGUGGGGGCAUCGUCCACAAUGCCACACUGGGCCGCAUCGUGUCCCCCGAGCCUGGGGGAGCUGCAGGACCCAACCUCACCUGCCGCUGGGUCAUUGAAGCAGCCGAGGGACGCCGGCUGCACCUGCACUUCGAAAGGGUCUCGCUGGAUGAGGACAAUGACCGGCUGAUGGUGCGCUCGGGGGGCAGUCCCCUCUCCCCUGUGAUCUAUGACUCAGACAUGGAUGAUGUCCCGGAGCGGGGUCUCAUCAGUGACGCCCAGUCGCUCUAUGUGGAGCUGCUCUCAGAGACACCUGCCAAUCCCUUGCUGCUGAGCCUCCGAUUUGAAGCAUUUGAGGAGGACCGCUGCUUCGCUCCCUUCCUGGCACAUGGCAACGUCACCACCACGGACCCUGAGUACCGCCCAGGGGCACUGGUCACCUUCUCAUGCCUCCCAGGAUAUGCCCUGGAGCCCCCUGGCCCCCCCAAUGCCAUUGAAUGCGUGGAUCCCACAGAACCUCACUGGAACGACACAGAACCAGCCUGCAAGGCCAUGUGUGGAGGGGAGCUGUCGGAGCCAGCAGGUGUGGUCCUCUCUCCCGACUGGCCCCAGAGCUACAGCCCAGGCCAGGACUGCGUGUGGGGCCUGCACGUCCAGGAGGAGAAGCGCAUCUUGCUCCAAGUUGAGAUCCUGAACGUGCGCGAAGGGGACAUGCUGACGCUGUUCGACGGGGACGGCCCCAGCGCCCGAGUCCUGGCCCAGCUGCGCGGACCUCAGCCGCGCCGUCGCCUUCUCUCCUCCGGGCCCGACCUCACGCUGCAGUUUCAGGCACCGCCUGGGCCCCCGAACCCCGGCCUGGGCCAGGGCUUCGUGCUGCACUUCAAAGAGGUCCCGAGGAACGACACUUGCCCCGAGCUGCCACCCCCGGAGUGGGGCUGGAGGACGGCGUCCCACGGGGACCUGAUCCGGGGCACGGUGCUCACCUACCAGUGCGAGCCGGGCUACGAGCUGCUCGGGUCCGACAUUCUCACCUGCCAGUGGGACCUGUCCUGGAGCGCCGCGCCGCCCGCCUGCCAAAAGAUCAUGACCUGUGCCGACCCCGGUGAGAUCACCAACGGCCACCGCACUGCCUCGGACGCCGGCUUCCCCGUGGGCUCCCACGUCCAGUACCGCUGUCUGCCGGGGUACAGCCUGGAGGGGGCGGCUGUACUCACCUGCUACAGCCGAGACACGGGCACACCCAAGUGGAGCGACCGGGUCCCCAAGUGCGCCCUGAAGUACGAGCCGUGCCUGAACCCUGGGGUUCCCGAGAAUGGCUACCAGACGUUAUACAAGCAUCACUACCAGGCGGGCGAGUCCCUGCGCUUCUUCUGCUACGAGGGCUUUGAGCUCAUCGGCGAGGUCACCAUCACCUGCGUGCCUGGGCACCCCUCACAGUGGACCAGCCAGCCCCCGCUCUGCAAAGUGGCCUAUGAGGAGCUCCUGGACAACCGAAAACUGGAAGUGACCCAGACCACAGACCCAUCACGGCAGCUGGAAGGUGGGAACUUGGCCUUGGCUAUCCUGCUGCCCCUAGGCUUGGUCAUUGUCCUCGGCAGUGGCGUUUAUGUAUACUACACCAAGCUGCAGGGAAAAUCUCUCUUUGGCUUCUCCGGCUCCCACUCCUACAGCCCCAUCACUGUGGAGUCGGACUUCAGCAACCCACUCUAUGAAGCUGGGGAUACACGGGAAUAUGAAGUUUCCAUCUGAUCCUCAAAACCAAGGCCGCAGGACCCAGGAUGCCCUUCCCCUCCUCAUUCUAGGCAGGGGAGAUGACAGGACCUGGUCCGUGACUCCUGGCUCCCCUCCUCCCUGCCAUGUAAAUAGUCUCCCAGCCCCACCAGGGGGCUUUGAUGGCCCUGGAGACCCUUCAUAAAUAAACCAGCAUCCUGCCGCCCAAAGCGUCCUCUUCUCAGUUGCCAAACCAGGGGCCUGCCCUCACCCUCUGUGCCCAUCACUGGCUUUUGGACCCUGGGAGGGAAACUCAGCUCCCCUGCAAUCCUCCAGCCCAGAGCACCUUACAAGGACUGCCCCAUCACCUUGAGAGCUCUGCCGACCCCUCAGCCACAAAGGCUCUGCUCGUCCCAGAUGCCCUGGCCCCAGGCCUAACUCUUGGCCUUGGAGGGUCAGAAGAAGACGGAUGAAGGGGAGAGCUGGGACAAGGCCCCUGCUCCCUUCCUACAGUUCCCCAACCCACAACUUCUUCACCUCUGCUUCUGGAUUUUCAUUUUUGAACAAUAAACAGAAAAUCACCAUUUG